CUCCCCCUUCUUUUCUGGUAUCACUAAGAUAGUGGGGACCAGCUGCCGGCUGCGCUAUUCCCUUUCUGCACUGCAUCGCGACCCCCAGUCCCUGCGCUGCUGCAGAAAGCAUCAUGCUCCCCACCUCCUUCCCCACGGUGGCAACCGUGCAUCCCUCAUCUCUGCUAUCUACAGGUCUUGCCUUCUUCCUCCACGCGGUGCCCGUAACACUGCAUCCUGUGUCCCGGCCAGGCGCCGCUGACACUGCGUCCUUUGGACUCUGCGAACCUAGAGUAGUCCUCAGUCUUCGAAAAUUGGGGGCUGGCCUCCGGCACAAUGUGGUAGUGAAAGCUGCGCCCGCGCCCAGGACUGAGGAUGGGCAGGCGGUCACCCCUAUAGUGGUUACGGGUCAAUCUCCUAUUGCGUCCAACAUCUUCCUGAAUUUGGCUCUUCCAGCCCUUGGGUUUGUGUCCCGCGCGCUGCAACCCCAUUGACUCAGCCAGGGUCCAGUUAUGUUUCUCUGUCUAGUCCUUUAAUCCCAAAGCAAGUUGGCUGUCUGCUGGGGAAGACAGAGGUGGCGACUUCACCCCCACCCCUGGUAACAAACUCUGUUACAGGGCUGUAAGGAGCAGCCAUUUUAGGGGGUGCUGAUGGAUACCUGCGGGGUCGGCUAUGUUGCCCUGGGGGAGGCCGGCCCCGUGGGAAGUAUGACUGUAGUAGACUCUCCUGGACAAGAGGUGCUAAGCCAGCUUGAUAUCAAGGUCUCUUCAGAAACAACCAGUGCAGAAGCUUCCAUAGAGAUGUCAUUACCUACCCCUUUGCCCGAAUAUGAAGAGUCUCUUGAUGAGAGUAUGCUCCCUCCAGAACAAGAAAGCCUCUCCAGAUUGGAGCAGCAAGAUCUUUCUUCAGAGAUGUCAAAGGUCUCAAAGCCUAGGGCCUCAAAGCCUGGCCGGAAGAGAGGUGCUAGGACACGGAAAGGCCCCACAAGGCCCCAGCAACCUAACCCUCCAUCAGCCCCUCUGGUUCCUGGUCUCUUAGAUCAAUCCAACCCUCUACCCACCCCCAUGCCUAAGAAACGAGGUCGAAAGUCCAAGGCAGAGCUGCUACUCCUGAAGUUGUCAAAAGGCCUAGAUCAGCCAGAGUCUCCACCUCCAAAGAGGCCCCCUGAGGACUUUGAGACCCCUCCUGGGGAACGACCCCGCCGAAGGGCUGCCCAAGUGGCACUUCUGUAUCUUCAGGAACUGGCUGAAGAACUCUCAACAGCCAUGCCUGCGCCAGUGUCCUGUCCUGAGACCCCUAAGGACAGCAGCCCCACCAAACUGAAGAAAAGCCAGCAGCAGGCAGCCUGUCAAGGCGGAGAACAGGAUGAUACUGCACGGGAUGAAGACUUUGUUCUCCAGGUCGAGGCUGAAGAUGGAGAAGAAAGUGAGGUCCCAAGUGAGAGCUCUUCUGACCCCGAGCCUGCGGUGCCUCAAAGCACCUCACGAGGAUCCACUUCAGGGGAAACACAGACACGAAUAAAACAGAAUCCUGCUCCUGCCUCUCAGAGUUCACAGUGGGAUAAGUGCCACCAGCCACCUGGAGGACAGAAGCAGAAACCACACUGUCGGGGAAUGGCUCUCAAUGGCUUGCCAAAUCACAUCAUGGCUCCAGUUUGGAAGUGCUUUCAUCUCACCAAGGAUCUCCGAGAACAGAAGCAUUCAUACUGGGAGUUUGCAGAAUGGAUUCCUUUAGCCUGGAAGUGGCAGUUGUUAUCUGAACUGGAGGCAGCGCCCUACCUGCCCCAAGAGGAAAAAUCGCCACUCUUUUCUGUGCAACGGGAAGGGCUUCCUGAAGAUGGCACACUCUAUAGAAUAAACAGAUUUAGCUCAAUCACAGCACAUCCAGAGCGUGGAGAUGUAUCUUUCUUCACGGGGGGACCACUCUGGGCUCUGGACUGGUGCCCAGUGCCAGAGGGGGCAGCGGCCUCGCAGUAUGUGGCCCUUUUCUCCAGCCCUGACAUGAAUGAGACACACCCUCUGAGCCAGCUUCAUUCGGGCCCUGGGCUGCUCCAGCUCUGGGACCUUGGGACAUUGCAGCCAGAAAGCUGUCCUGGCAACAGGGCCCAUUUCGUCUAUGGGAUUGCUUGUGACCAUGGCUGCAUCUGGGACCUCAAGUUCUGCCCCAGUGGGGCAUGGGAACUUCCAGGCACCCCUCGCAAGGCACCUCUCCUGCCCCGUUUGGGUCUCUUAGCGCUGGCCUGCUCGGAUGGGAAGGUGCUGCUAUUCAGUCUGCCCCAUCCUGAGGCCCUGCUGGCUCAGCAGCCCCCAGAUGCAAUGAAGCCCUCCAUCUAUAAGGUACAGUGUGUAGCAACCCUUCAGGUGGGGUCUAUGCAGGCUGCAGAUCCCCCUGAAUGUGGUCAGUGCCUUAGCCUGGCCUGGAUGCCCACCCGGCCCCACCACCACCUGGCUGCUGGAUACUAUAAUGGCAUGGUGGUUUUCUGGAACCUUCCCACUAACUCACCCCUGCAGCGGAUACGACUCUCUGAUGGCUCAUUGAAGCUCUACCCCUUCCAGUGUUUCCUAGCCCAUGACCAGGCCGUGCGUACCCUUCAGUGGUGCAAAGCUAACAGUCAUUUCCUAGUUUCUGCAGGGAGCGACCGGAAAAUCAAAUUCUGGGACCUUCGAAGACCUUACGAACCAAUAAACUCUAUCAAGCGCUUCUUGAGUACAGAGCUGGCCUGGCUGCUCCCCUACAAUGGUGUCACGGUGGCUCAGGACAACUGCUAUGCCUCUUAUGGACUCUGUGGAAUUCAUUAUAUUGAUGCUGGUUACCUUGGUUUCAAGGCCUACUUCACUGCUCCUCGAAAAGGCACUGUCUGGAGUCUUUCAGGAUCUGACUGGCUUGGGACAAUAGCCGCAGGAGAUAUAUCCGGGGAGCUCAUUGCAGCUAUAUUGCCUGAUAUGGCACUGAAUCCAAUAAAUGUCAAGCGACCUGUAGAGCGAAGAUUCCCUAUAUAUAAAGCAGAUCUGAUGCCCUAUCAGGACAGUUCUGAAGAUCAAGACCACUCUUCUGCUUCAUCUGGGGUCCCCAACCCUCCAAAGGCUCGGACUUAUGCUGAAACUGUGAACCAUCACUACUUGCUCUUCCAAGACACAGAUUUGGGUUCCUUCCAUGAUCUGCUCCACAGAGAGCCAGUGCUGCGCAUGCAGGACAGAGAGGGGCACUCUCAGCUCUGCCUGGACAGGCUGCAGCUAGAAGCUAUUCAUAAGGUACGUUUCAGCCCAAACCUGGAUUCCUAUGGAUGGCUGGUUUCUGGGGGGCAGUCAGGGCUGGUUCGGAUCCAUUUUAUCCGUGGACUCACCUCUCCAGUGGGCCACCGUAUGCAGCUUGAAAGCCGAGCCCACUUCAGUGCUAUGUUCCAACCAACCUGCCCUACUCAAGGACCUGGCUUCCCUCCAACCAGCCAUUGCCUUCUGCCCACUCCCUAGUCGUGACCCACACAGGACCCUUGGAGUGAAGUCUGCCAUGAACAAAUGGCCCCUAUGCACAGAGCUAUAGGAACUGAGGCCUUCCUGGACAGUGAUAUUGCCAGGUCUGGACCUUUAGACCUGCCAGGACUCUUUAGAUUUCGCUCCUUCCACAGACUUUUGUCAUCAUAGCCUCCUGCAGGCAGAGGGGCUCUCCCUCCACAAACUUGCCAGGCUCAGCCAAAAACUAUGGCUCAUGAGAAACACUCAGGCCUUAACAUAGGCUUGGGAGUCAAAUUGCUCAUAUUGAGCAUAUUGUGAAGUGGGUAAAGCUAAGUAAAGGUACUGGGUGUUUUUGAGACCACAUGUGAGUGGGUGUUUGGAGAACUGGAAAGGGUAUCUGCAUGAAGGCUCCUGUCUGAUUGCAGGGUCCAAUAUUACUGCCUUCCCAAACUUCCUUUUUAGAGUAAUCAACACACAGACCCAUGAAUGGGUGAUAGUAAUUUGGACUGAAGCUGCUUCUAGUACUUCUUUAACUGAGGAACACCACAAACACCCUAGCAAUAGAGCAGUGGCUCGGAUCUUACUUGCUCCUGCUAUGAAAUAUUCCCAAUCACUGGUUAUCUGACCCUACUUGAAUACUUCUAGAUAGUCAUGUUUUAAAACCCUCCAUUUAUAUCGAGUCAGAGUAUACCUCUUUAAAUUUUACCCUGCGUAUUAGGAAACCUAGUCAUUCUUCCCUGUGAUUUCCCUUAUAAGCAUUUAACAAUAGCUAUCAUGUGUUUCCCAAGUCUUUUCUUCUCUAGAUUAAAUAUCUUCAGUUACUUUAACCAUUCUUUUAUGAUUUUGAUCUUUCAUGAUAUGGUCACACUGUUGACUUAUUAAACAUGUUUAGCUUUAUUAUUGCUAUUAUGUAGGUGUUUAGAACCCAACUAAAGUAAUGUAUUGUUAUGUCUCAAUCUUGUUAAAGUCCUUUUGUGGAAUGCUGCAGACUCAUUGUGACUGCAGUACAGUCUCCUAAGCAAGGACAGACCCCAGCAAUGAGAAGUAGGCAAACCUUAGUCCUGCAAUGUAUAAGAGUAUAAUCUGAGUUUGGAAAUAAUCAGAUGACCUCAGGAUAUAGAGAAAAGUACUCUUACAGAAGGGAGUGGAAAUUACUUUAGUGCCUGUGUGGAGCAAACCCCUCUGGCACUCUAGAUCAAUAGACCAAAUGAACACCUUUCUGCCUCUUCAAUCUAGGGAAUUAUGUCAAAAAUCACUUUAAGUAGUUCAGUUUUCCUUAUGUACUGAAGAGGGUACAGAACUGGAAGAAGCAGAUCAUUAACAGCAGAGGGACCACAACCCUAUCAGUGCAAAGGAGCCAAGUAUUACACCAUCCUGUUGUGACCCAGCUCAGGUUCUACCUUUUUUUUUUUUGAGCUGACUGAUAAAUGCCUUACAUUUCAGAGAAGUUUGGUUCAUUCUACACAGCAAUUCCUUGAUAGUGCAUUGUGAAGUCUCACACCAGGUGGUAGGAAAGUUGGGGCCUGGGGACCCACACUGAUGAGGCUGUAGGUUGGUAUUGGCCUCUGCACCUGCUGCUGAUUCCCAGCCCUUUUAUCUACCCCAGGCUACUCCCCUUCCAAUCUGCUUGCCCAGUAUAUCCACUUCAUGCUAUCUGUGGAUUCCUACACUUGAUUGCCUCUGUGUCUUUAUUACCUUUGCUCACAUUAGUCCCUCCAAGAGUGUCUUUUUCCAUCUUUCCUAAGUCCUUUUCAUUCUUCAAGAUUCCAAGUCAAAUUCCAUCUUUACCAAAGAGCUUCCUAGAUGUCUCUAGUAAAAUGUAUUCUCUUUUCUAUGUGUUUCUAACAGGGAGGAAGGAAAUGAGAACAAGUGUUACAUAUUAUAUACUUGAUCUGUUUUCAGGUACUUUGUAUGUUAAUCUUAUGAGGUAGGUAUUGCCCCACUCAAUAUCAUUCUGAGUGAUUAAGCAUUCUGAAUGAGAUUAGGAAACUACCAAAUUAUGGUGCUGGGAUUUGAACUAGACUAAUUUCAGGAUACAACGUUGCAACUUAACCACAUUUGGUGUCAUUACAUAUACUAGUGUAAAUUCACUCUACCACAGUUUUUUGUAUAUAGAAACCUUUAGUUAAAUAUUGAAAAAUCCUCUUCCUGUGUUUCUCUAAUAUCUGAAAGUUCUUCCUGCCUUAAUCAUCCAGGGAUUAAGCAAAUUGGGCUGGGACUACUGAGGUGGAGAGAGAGAGAUUGCUGUCUCUUGAAGAAUGGACUCCCUGGAGAUAGUUAAGCAAAGGCUCUCAGCCUGACAAAUACACUGCCAGGGAUUUUGUUGUGUUUCUGCGAUCCUAGAAAGGAAGUUGCACUAUAUUCACAAAUUUUAAACUGUUAGAGCUGGAAAGGGAUUAAAUCAUCAAAUCUGUUGGACUUCAACUGUUUCGGGCUUCUUUGUUUAAAAGUAGC
Talpa occidentalis (Iberian mole) is the source of this 5885-nucleotide messenger RNA. RefSeq names its product general transcription factor IIIC subunit 2 (gene GTF3C2). Gene Ontology annotation, cellular component: transcription factor TFIIIC complex. The transcript is spliced from 20 exons. NCBI's taxonomy places the organism in Eukaryota, Metazoa, Chordata, Mammalia, Eulipotyphla, Talpidae. Gene Ontology annotation, biological process: transcription by RNA polymerase III. The record is from RefSeq and is a predicted model, not a curated record. Gene Ontology annotation, molecular function: protein binding. Bases 630 to 3449 code for a protein of 939 amino acids.